This is a messenger RNA of Thunnus maccoyii (southern bluefin tuna), 2626 nucleotides long. It is a transcript of the gene rab41, whose product is annotated as RAB41, member RAS oncogene family. The record is from RefSeq and is a predicted model, not a curated record. The transcript has 8 exons. The coding region runs from base 14 to 649 and encodes 211 amino acids. NCBI's taxonomy places the organism in Eukaryota, Metazoa, Chordata, Actinopteri, Scombriformes, Scombridae. Gene Ontology annotation, molecular function: GTP binding; GTPase activity.
UUUUUUUGACAAAAUGUCAACCACAACCGGCGGCGGAGAGUUUGGCAACCCUCUACGAAAGUUCAAGCUCGUCUUCCUGGGCGAACAGAGUGUUGGGAAGACCUCGCUCAUCACCAGGUUUAUGUAUGACAGUUUCGACAACACUUAUCAGGCAACUAUUGGCAUUGACUUUUUGUCAAAAACCAUGUACCUAGAAGAUCGCACGGUCCGGCUCCAGCUUUGGGACACUGCUGGACAGGAGCGUUUUCGUAGCCUUAUUCCCAGCUACAUCCGUGACUCUACCAUUGCUGUGGUUGUUUAUGACAUCACCAAUCUUAAUUCAUUCCAACAAACUUCAAAGUGGAUUGAUGAUGUUAGAACAGAGAGAGGAAGUGAUGUCAUUAUCAUGCUUGUUGGAAACAAAACAGACUUGGCGGAUAAAAGACAGAUCACCACGGAGGAGGGCGAGCAGAGAGCUAAGGAACUGAAUGUCAUGUUCAUUGAAACCAGCGCAAAGACUGGCUACAAUGUCAAACAGCUGUUCCGUCGUGUUGCUGCUGCAUUGCCUGGUAUGGAUAGCACACCAGAGAAAAGCAAAGAGGACAUGAUCGACAUCAAACUGGAGAAACAGCCAGAGAUGACUGUCACCGAGAGCAGCUGCUCAUGCUAGUACACCUCACCCCCACCCAGCCUGUCUCCUCCCCACCAACAGCUUGUCUCUCAGUGGCCACUCUCUCCACCCCUUGGCACACUGCCAUUGGAAUGGAGGACCCGUCGUUUUUUUUCCCUUUUCAACUCAGUGACUUUUCAGAGUAACCGUGUGGAUGUGCAUUACUGUAUUGAAACAGAUUAUCUGGGGGAAAAAAAGGUUCAAAAGUAAACAUUUAAAACAAGGAAUAAGUUCAAUGAUAUGUUCAGAUUUUCAUCCAGUUGCAUGGCAUUAUAUGGGAUUGCAGACUGACAUAGCUAACUGCUCAUGAGUUAUUGCACAGUUCAGAAUCUUAGUGCUGUUACUCUCGUCAUUGUUGUAAAGUAAAACUGCUUUGGAUUAUUUAAAUGACUCUGCAAGGUUGAGUUCUCAGCCCGUUACAUGUAUUUUUAUUUUCUUUUUUUUUUUUUAAAUUUUCAAUGGAGAGUUUGCGUAAACAUUCUCUAAACUAUAUCUUCUCUCAGAUGACUGAUUAUUUCUCCACUUUGUCUUAUUUUGAGGAAGUACAGACAGGAUCUUACCAGUGAAUUUCAUCACAUUGCCACAUAAGAUUCAAAUUAACCCUUUUCACUGAGUAUCAAUGGAACCAUUCAUUAGAUAUUAUCUUAACACAUCUGUAGGCAUAAUCCGCCAAAUACAACAGUGUGUUUAGUAAACCAGAUUUACAUAAUUUUAGACCCUAAGCCAAACAGUGCUGCAAAAGGGAUGUAAAACCAAGUAAUGAGGAAAUAGGGAUCAUUUCCAUCAAAGGGAGGCCAUCCCAAGUUCAUUCGAAUGGCUACUAACCUGAAACUAUGUCAAUAAAUUUAUAGCAACUCUCUUUCCAACGUCGUCAAAUUAGCUGCACGCAUACUAACAUGUCUGAGGAGAAGUUUUUCAGUUAUUAGAUGCCCCUUAAUGUAUAAACAAAAAAGAAGGCCAGUGUUUAGUUUUUCCACAUUGAUGGAAAGUUGUCACUUUGGUCGCUAUGACGUACCCACCAUCUCAUUGAUAAUUUGUGUUGUGUUGAUUACACUAUUGCAAGAACUUGCAGCAUGCUCACCAUGCAGGAUUUAUAUGGAUAAGAACACAGAUGCCUUGCUUGUUUGUUCACCAACGUUGUGCACUGAAUCAAGCCACAAUAUUGUAAAAUAUAAAAGAAGCCUGCUGACUGGUUCAUGGCUUCACUAGUUGUUUUGUAGAGCUGGUAGAUAAAGAUUUUGUCCUCAGAUACAGCUAACGCUUACUAACACCCUUGCUGUAAAAAAUUGCAGAGAAGUUAGUUGCAGUAUCCUUCGCUGUAUUGCUAUUGCCUGUGUAGGACUGUUGGUUUUAUGUGUUUAUUUAUUUUGUAACUUGGACAUAAAUAACAUUGUACGCUUGACCAAAAGUACAGAUGCUGACACGCAUGUUGGAAGUUUGUUUUAUUUAUUGUUUGCGUGUCUGCUGGGACUCCAGCCAAAGGCAACAUUUAGGCCUGGUAAUGUUUUUCCUGUCGCACUGCUAGAAAGGACUUUUUGCAGUGUGUGUAGUCAGUAGUUUGGUUUACAGUCACAGGUUAAAGGCUGCACUGUCUCCAGACACACACAAAUACACAAACACACACAGUGUACAGUAAUACAAGCCAACUAACUAGCCAUAGCACAACAUAAGACACUGGUCAUUUGCAUAGUAGCUUGUUUUGAACUGUCAACAUUUUAAAAAUGGAUUUAAAAAUUUAAGUAUUUAAUUACAUCAAACAUUUUAACAUGAGCAGCUCUUGUACUACUUGUCACGACUAAAUACUCAGCUUUGUGCUAUUCUGAAUUGUGUCUGUCCAUUUGAAAUAUGCUGUCUACUCGUGUUUAGCAACGUUUGUGUGAAUACUAUUACUAUCUGAUGUAUAAAAAGGAGAGUUAAUGAAACACAAGUGUAGGCUUAUCACAUGGAAUAAAAUAAAGAUAUUUCACCAAAGUGUAA